Nylanderia fulva is the source of this 625-nucleotide messenger RNA. The record is from RefSeq and is a predicted model, not a curated record. NCBI's taxonomy places the organism in Eukaryota, Metazoa, Arthropoda, Insecta, Hymenoptera, Formicidae.
UGGCAAUUAUAAUUAAACUACAAGAGAAUUAGACAUCUAGAAAUAAUGGAAUUUGUGAUCAAGUUGCAAAAAAUACAGAUAUUUAGAAAUGAUGGAAUUUGUGAUCAGAUUAGCAAAGAAUGCAGAUUGUCCAUACACAGUUUCCAAGUGAAAUGGUAUUUAAAAACUAUAAAGAUAUUUAGAAAUGAUGGAAUUUGUGAUCAAGUUAGCAAAGAAUGCAGAUUGUCCAUACGCAGCUCCCAAGUGAAAUGGUAUUUAAAAACUAUAAAGAUAUUUAGAAAUGAUGGAAUUUGUGAUCAAGUUAGCAAAGAAUGCAGAUUGUCCAUACACAGUUCCCAAGUGAAAUGGUAUUUAAAAACUGUAAAGAUAUUUAGAAAUCAUGGAAUUUGUGAUCAAGUUAGCAAAGAUUGCAGAUUGUCCAUACGCAGUUCCCAAGUGAAAUGGUAUUUAAAAACUAUAAAGAUAUUUAGAAAUGAUGGAAUUUGUGAUCAAGUUAGCAAAGAAUGCAGAUAUCUAGAAAUAAUGGAAUUUGUGAUCAAGCACUAGCAAAGAAUGCAGGUUGCCUGUACACAUAUACACAGUUCCCAAGUGAAGUGAACGUUUUAAAAUUGUAUAAAGGUAUUUU